Triticum turgidum subsp. durum (durum wheat) is the source of this 531-nucleotide messenger RNA. Lineage: Eukaryota; Viridiplantae; Streptophyta; Magnoliopsida; Poales; Poaceae. The record is from the annotation of a GenBank genome assembly.
AUGGCCACUGCAAGAGCUCUAGCCACCAUGGCAGUUUUCCUCCUGGUGGCCCUCUCCACCUCCCACAUCGCGUCCUCGCUCCGCCCAGGUCUCGGUGUGUGCCGUGCAAGUGGCUACCUUCCAGAAAAGUCAGGCAACUGUGAGAAGAGCAACGACCCCGACUGCUGCGAGGAUGGCAAGAGCACCAAGGCCGUCUUGACGCUCAACAGCUUCGAGAAGGGCAAGGACGGCGGCGGUCCGUCCGAGUGUGACAAUUCCUACCACAGCGAUAAGGAGAUGGUCGUUGCGCUCUCCACCGGCUGGUUCAAGAACAUGGCCCGUUGCGGGCACCGCAUCAAGAUCAGCGCCAAUGGCAAGUCUGUGUAUGCCAAGGUGGUGGACGAGUGUGACUCCGUCUAUGGCUGCGACGAAGACCACAACUACGAGCCCCCGUGUGCUAACAACAUCGUUGACGCCUCUCCUGCGGUGUGGAAUGCCUUGGGGCUCGACCAGAACGUCGGCAUGGAGGGCAUCACCUGGUCCGAUGAGUGA